Molecule: messenger RNA, 1416 nt
Organism: Kockovaella imperatae
Lineage: Eukaryota; Fungi; Basidiomycota; Tremellomycetes; Tremellales; Cuniculitremaceae
Exons: 3
Coding region: 1-1416 (471 amino acids)
Source: RefSeq, a predicted model, not a curated record
AUGGCAACGGAAGAUGUUCAGGGGACGUCAAAAUCUGCAGGCGAAAGUCCUAACGCAGUCGGCUCCUCUGAGGCUCCCGCUCGACCCAGGAAGUCAAAGGGAGUUGAGCCGAACAGCAGUCGCGAACAAUACAACGCCCCCUUCCCGUCCCCGCUACAUCCCUCUUCCUCAUCAACCACAUCGGACGAGUCCUCCUCGUUGUCACCAUCAGACUCCACACGCAAAAAGAGUCUUCAGGGCAGCAGGGAGCGCCAGGGAUCUUCCACACCCUCAACCUCGGUAUUCUCUACCCCAGACGAUCCCAAAUCUUUGACCGACCCUUUUCAGAGGUUAUCGGUCACAGAUGCCGAGAACCCUGUCGGAUCCCUGCCAGAUGCCACACCGUCUGAACCAGUCUCCACCCCGUCCACAUCAAUGGGGGUCACCACGCCUUCGUCAUCCGCACCAAGCGUCGUCUCCAGCUCAGAAGCGCACGACCUACUUGGGCCUUUGCCGCCGAGCCAAUACGCGGUAGAGCGAGCCUCAUCAAGCAGACAGGGGGGCAUGACCUUAUCGAGUCAUGGUGGAGGCAGCGGACCCCGAUUACCCUUGCCAUCCCCUCCAGCGUCCUGGGGCAUCAGCGAACUCAUCUCAGGCUCUCCGUACCAUACCGCCGUCACCGAUUCUUAUUUUGCACCGAUGCAGCAAUCGGAUACAUCUCAACCGAGUCGGACUGGGUCGUCUUCGCGGCGACCCCCUGCAUACUCGCCGUUCCGGACGUACUACGGAGAAAACAGUAGACCGUCAAGCCAUCAACGACCUCUGUCCGCUGAACAAAGUUUACUCUUCGAUGGCACGCCCUCUCCUUCUUCAGUCUAUGAAAUUUAUGAACAUCCCACCCCCAAGCCCCCCUCCGAUCCAGCUUCCUCUCCAUCUCACGAGAGUCGCAGUAGUCGGAAAAGCCCUCGAGUCCGCAAUGUCGGACCUGUCUUGGCUCCUCAUGGCUCAUUCACUUCGACUAAAAGUCGAAGGACUCCACCAGGAAGCACCCGAAGUUCCGCCAAUUCCGCCGUAUCAGAUCCUCAGCAAUAUGCUGCGGCACAUCGCAACACCGUUCCGGAUGGGAUGACUCCUGAUGAGGCUGACGCGCUGAGACGUGCUGCAGCAAAGGGAGACCAAUUAGCAAUGUACAGACUGGGCUGGAGAGCAGACACACCCCUGGACAAACGAUAUGUCCUGGGAUCAGUAGAAGACGUUUGGGGAUCAGUAUCUCCAUAUGCCUCCAGUACCCGCAGAUCCUCAAAAUCAUCACACAGCUCUGGUUACUUCGGCGCUGUCACUUACUCAUCGGCAGAAGGCUCCGCCUCCCAACAUCCACCAAAUCGAGCAUCGCAUGCCUCGACGCCUCAUCCGAAUGACGGCUCUGGAGUACAGUGA